Molecule: messenger RNA, 1622 nt
Organism: Puntigrus tetrazona (Sumatra barb)
Lineage: Eukaryota; Metazoa; Chordata; Actinopteri; Cypriniformes; Cyprinidae
Product: 4-galactosyl-N-acetylglucosaminide 3-alpha-L-fucosyltransferase 9-like
Exons: 2
Coding region: 188-1318 (376 amino acids)
Cellular component (GO): membrane
Molecular function (GO): alpha-(1->3)-fucosyltransferase activity
Source: RefSeq, a predicted model, not a curated record
UCCAGGUGCCACAAACCUCAAGACCACCCAGUGUUGUUUCUUUCAUUUGACAAGAAAUCAUGCUUUAAAGACACUCUCUUCUGUCUUCGUGUCUGUUAAGCAUCAGACAUCGACUGUAUAUGGGACACCAAAUUUACCAAGCUGUACAUGGGAAACAAGACACUUCCCCCUUUUAAUCAGGCCAAAAAUGUCGAACACAAACGGCUCGUCGCUGUUGCGUCUGGGUGUCAUACUGACGAUCACAUGUGUCAUCUCUCUGAGUGUUGUGUUUGUCUGGUUUUCACCUUCAAAACACUGUCCACCUCCAAUAUUUAGACCUGACCUAAUAAACCCUGCCAAGAGCAACAAGUCUGUAACUGAAAAAGCUGAGGACAAAUCUCUUUCUGAUAAAACAGUGGAGAAACCUAUACUUCUGUUAUGGGUUUGGCCUCAAGAUUAUAGGUUUGAUUUCAUCGACUGCAAAAACUUGUACAAUAUUGAUAAUUGCCAUCUGACGGAUGAUAGAGGUCUCUACAACGAAGCAGAUAACGUAAUCGUUUAUCACAGAGACAUUCAAUGGGAUCUGUCCAACCUUCCUCCAUCUCCUCGUCCUCCGUUCCAGAGGUGGCUUUGGCUGCAUUUGGAAUCACCAACCAACACCAAAAGGAUACCGGGUCUGGAAAACCUGUUCAAUCUCACUCUCAGCUACAGACAGGAUGCUGAUAUUCCCGUACGGAUGAGGUUGAUCACCAGUAAGAAACCUAACAAGGAUUUUGUGAUUCCCAAAAAGGACAAACUGGUGUGCUGGAUCGUAAGCAACAACGAUCCUUCAACUGGUGUUGACACGAGGAACAUUUUUUUCAGAGAACUGAGCAAAUACAUACAAGUGACUUUGUUCGGAAGAGCUUAUGCAAGAUUCCUGGAUUAUAAUGACUAUUAUCCAACCCUGGCUAGCUGCAAAUUUUACCUUGCCUUUGAGAACUCAAUCCACAAGGACUAUAUCACCGAGAAGAUAAACGGACCGCUUGCAGCAGGGACCGUCCCUGUGGUGUUGGGUCCUCCGAGAAGAAACUAUGAAAACUUUGUUCCCGCUGAGUCCUUCAUUCAUGUCAAUGACUUCUCAGACGCAAAGUCACUAGCUGAGUAUCUGCUUCAGCUGGACAGGGAUGACAAUGCAUAUCAGCAGUACUUUAACUGGAGGAAACAUCUCACUCCAAGUCCUCAUUUAAUAUUACAGACACAAGAGUUUAUUCUGGCUAUCUGCACUGCCUGUGAUCAUGUAGCACGACACAGAGAAUAUAAAGAAGCUCAUGAUCUCUAUGAUUGGUAUUUUAAUUGACUAGAACGUUUAUGAAAUAUGUUGUUUUAUAUGAACUGCUACUUUUGAUACUUAGAUUUUUUUUUAGCUGUUCAAAGUAUUUUAAUAAAUGAUUGCUUAUGGAUGAGCUAAUAAUUAAGACGCUUGAACUUGUAUUUUAUAUUCCAGCUAUGAUAUAGCUCUUUUCACUUGGUUUUUUUAAUCAGUUGUAAAUAACUCUUGAUGUAACGUGGGGAAGAAAUGCGUGUGAAUAUUUAUAUGCCGCUUUAUUAUAUUUACAAACUUCCAUUUUGUCAGCACAAGCCAAUAAAAAAAAUGCACAUGA